AUGGCGGUGCGAGGUCCUGCGAGUCACGCCGCCGCGCUCAUCCCUCCGCCGCCGUCGCAGGCGGCGGCGACUCUGCAGCAGUGGGCAGAGGCUUUCGAAGCGGAGCGGCAAGGGGCGCUGCGAGGCGCCGCGGGGCCCAUCACCCCUGCUGUGGUGGCGCAAGCAGCGGAGGCGCACCUCGGCUCGCAGCUGGCGGCGCUGGGGGCGCGCGAGGCGGGGCUGCAGGCCACCGCGGCGCAGACGGCGGCGGAAAACCUGCAGCUGCGGCGCGCGCUGCACGUGGCCCGCCAGGCGGCCGAGCCGUCGGUGGUGCAGCUGCGCCAGCUGUUGCUGGACCCGGCGGUCAACCGGGAGUUUGCGGGGCUGCGGGCGGAGCUGGAGGCACGCACGCGGGAGCUGGCGGCGGCGCAGCUGGAGCUCAAGGCGCUCAAGUUUGGGCCCGAGCCGCUGCUGGCCAAGCUGGAUAGGCAGCAGGACGAGAUUGCAAACCUGCGGCGGCAGGUGGGCGAGAGCCGGGCGCAGCAGCUGGAGCGGACGGUGGCGGCGUUGCGGGAGCAGCUGGAGGAGAUGCAGCGCGUGCAUGCAGAGUUGGAGCAGCACUCAUUCGCUGUGGACCAGCAGGCGGAGCGCCUGGCCGAGCAGCUGCUGCUGGCGAAGCGAGGCCUCGGGCCGCGGCCGCAGCUGCCGGGCAGCAAGCCGCCGCCGCGCCGGCCCUAG
Molecule: messenger RNA, 717 nt
Organism: Chlorella variabilis
Lineage: Eukaryota; Viridiplantae; Chlorophyta; Trebouxiophyceae; Chlorellales; Chlorellaceae
Exons: 4
Coding region: 1-717 (238 amino acids)
Biological process (GO): regulation of alternative mRNA splicing, via spliceosome
Cellular component (GO): nucleus
Source: RefSeq, a predicted model, not a curated record